AAACGGAAACCUAGGCACUAGACAAUGAUUCAUGGGUUUGUUCCCUUAGCUUUACUGAUGCUAUUCAGUCUAGUUUUUAAACUAAUUUGAAUCUUUUGGAUGGUUCUGAAUAUUGCUAAGGUAAACAUCUCUAGGAAUUCGUGAACUGAACAGCUGUCCAUUAUAGUCGGUGCGUCAUCAAAACAUCGCCCCCCACGCAAACCAACGCACAUCAACCAACAAGACCCCGAUCUCUCGCGAGAACAGAGGUCAUACUGAUGUGUAUUUGUGGGGAGGUCUGACAAACGUUUAGCGUUCCAGCUGAUGUCUUGCAUUGAGCAUACUAGGAGUGGGUAUUGCACAUCGGUGAAAGAAGAUGGGGCCACGAUACUGAAGUAUACAAACAAAUACCUCCGCUUCCUGUCACUCUUUUCGUCUACAAUGAACACAGCACACCUUCAGCGAAGACCUUGUGGCGAAUAGGCUCACAUGCGUCCUUUAAACGAGGAGGACCUUAUAUGCGCGAGUUGUGAUGGGGGAACAAGGGGCACAGGAAAUGGAUAACCAGCUGCACAAGAGCCCCUGUGAGAGAUUCGAUAUUCGGUGGACUUUUAGCUUCCAGUGGGCCGCUAACCUCAGCGAACGUGUCGGUCUGAAUUGCCCAAGAGGAGCAAAUGUUAUGUGUCCCGUUUAGGGCCAAGUUUUGUGUAUCAGUUCGAGGCAAACGGCAGCCCGAUGAGCUCUUUACCUCGUCAAAAGAUUAUGCUAUUGUUUUGCUUCGCACCAUGGGGCCAGUGAUGGAGAGCUACAGACGGAUAUAAUCCCCAACUGUGGCAAAACCUGAUAAAACAGACUAUUUCAAACGCUCACUUGCUCGUUGUAGCCUCUCGCCGUUCAAGGUUUUCAUUCACAGAGGUGUGGACGCAAUGAGAAAUGGAUAAACUAACCAUUAUCUCAGGAUGUCUCUUUCUCGCAGCCGAUAUUUUUGCCAUCGCUAGUAUUGCAAAUCCCGACUGGAUCAACACUGGGGAAGCAGAGGGUGCUCUUACAGUGGGCCUUGUCCAGCAAUGCCAGACCAUCCAUGGGCGAGACAGGACCUGUAUCCCACCCAGCCUCCCACCGGAGUGGGUCACCACCCUCUUCUUCAUCAUCAUGGGCAUAGUCUCCCUCACCAUAACCUGUGGCCUGCUAGUGCUCUCACACUGGCGACGGGAGGCCACCAAAUAUGCCCGCUGGAUCGCCUUCACAGGAAUGGUCCUGUUUUGCAUGGCUGCUCUCAUAUUUCCCAUUGGAUUUUACAUCAAUGAAGUCGGAGGACAGCCGUACAAGUUGCCCAACAACACCGUUGUUGGUUCUUCUUACGUACUUUUUGUUCUGUCUAUUUUCUUUACAAUAGUAGGACUGCUCUUUGCAGGAAAGGUGUGCUUACCUGGCUGACAGACUCCACUGUUGUUGCUAAGUUGGAAAAAAAAAAACCCUGUAAGGGUUUGAAAGCAUUUCCUCAAAAUGCAUACACUAGAAUGGGGAUAUGAGACACUUGUGUUUCCACAAUUUUCCCUCCUGUAAUGCACUAUGGAAGAUGAUGGUCCACUUUGCAAGGAACACAAAGAAGAAGAAUACCAUCAUGCCAUAAACAUCAGGCUUGCUGUUCACAACAGCACAAACCAUCAAUAAGCUCCCGCUUGAAUCCCCUAUAUCCUUAAGCGCAUUAAAUUACUAUGGUCACUAUUGUUUAAUAGUUUGGUUCUCUGAUCUUGUUUCAAUGCUGUUUUACUCAGCAAAUGCUACAGUUGAACUGUAGCCCUCAGCUUUCCAGAGAUCUCUGCAAAGGGAGGGAGCUUCCUGGAAGUGUAAGUUGGGUGGUCAAAGAGGUUCAUGAACAUCCAUAUUUGAUCCCUCCCAGGAAAAGACUUGUAAAGAGUGAGGGGAGACAUGGUCAAAAGUAUUAUUAUUAUUUUUUUCCCCAAAGGGAACAUAUAUAAAUUAAAUAUUUGGCAAAAAGCCAGUCAGGACUGCUGGUUACAUGUACGUGGGGCUGGCCACAGAUUCAAGAAAUAGUGGCGAAGUAUCUCUCUUCAGUGGGCAGCCCUCACGAUCUGACCAAUCAUUGGAAUCGAACUGUAAAGAAAGAAUGGGAAUUCAAGGACAUUUCUUUUUUUUUAUGUUAACGAUUCAGUUGAACUUAUAAAUGAGCUUUUUUCUGUAAAUGCACUGCAUCAGGGUAUUUCACAAAUCUAUUUGUUUUUUUUGUUCUAUUAAAUGUUCUGUUUGGUUAUUUUUUUGCCCAGAAAUCUGUAAUGAACAAUUUGAGGAAGCACUGUGAUGGAGUUGAACUACUUGGGCAAAUACUAAGAGCCAUUAUAAACUGUUACAGACCAAAA
Molecule: messenger RNA, 2360 nt
Organism: Clupea harengus (Atlantic herring)
Lineage: Eukaryota; Metazoa; Chordata; Actinopteri; Clupeiformes; Clupeidae
Product: modulator of smoothened protein A
Biological process (GO): negative regulation of smoothened signaling pathway
Cellular component (GO): ciliary membrane; Golgi apparatus
Source: RefSeq, a predicted model, not a curated record